AUGAAUGAUCCUUCAGAGGAAAAGCCGAUGAAAAAUAAUCAUCAUCAUCGUCAUAGGGAUGAGAACGAAGAAGCGAAUGAAGAUGACCUUGAGGAAGAAGAGGAAGAUGAGUCUGGAGAGGACGACUCAGAUGCUGAACGACGAAAAGCCGAAUAUGAGAAAAUGAGACAGGAAAGAAUCAAUAGAAAUCAGAAAUUGUUGGAAACACUCGGACUCAAACAAACAAUUGCUCUUUCUCUCACACCGACCAAGCCUUCUAAUAGUAGUAGUCAAGUCUUUGAUGCAGGAUCAGACAUGACCUCAACAGGCAAAAAGACCAAAAAACGAAAGGAACCACCUGAAACGAUCAGAACCUCAUCACGAAUAUCAACCAAUAAGAGGAAAUCCAGUUAUAAAGAACAAGAGGAAAUGGGUGGUAAAAAAUUGGAAGAAGAAAUUCUUGCACUUGUGCUAAAAAGAGCUAAAGGAAGAAUGCAACAAGCCAAAUUCUUAUCGGAACUUCACAAACGAUUUCCGAAAGAAAUCAUGAUAGAGAAGCUUGAAAAUUUACCAAAACCCUCUGCUGAAUCUGUAGAAUAUAUCAAUGAAUUUCUAGUACCCAUAUUAUAUAAUGUAACAUAUGAGGAUGACGAAUAUUUGGCAUAUUUGUGUACUGGACCUGAAAAGGCAGUCAAAAAUUUGGUGCUUGCCUUUAAUGCUGCUGUGGCUUCCAAUUAUACCAUGAAUUUUCCUCUCCUUAUUUCUGUAUUUACCAAUAUCACGAGCAGAAGUAAGAAAUUAUUAGUUUUGCAAAAUAUUGACUUGUAUUCGGUUGUUGACAACACUGAUGUGCCACUCUAUGAAUUUCUAUAUUUAUUAAGAAAUAUUGUUCUUUCGGAUACUCCAGGGAAGAGAACAAAUGAAUGGUUUUCAAAGAAGAAGAGUCGAGAAAUCAUGACGAGUGUACUAGGAGGUAUUUUGACAAGAAUACAAAACGAAGCAGACAGAAAGUCAGAGUGUUAUUCCCUAUUCAUUGAGGUUUGCGCUAUACUUUCUCGUGACAAGUCCGCCUCUCAAAUUGUUCAAGAUACCAUCAAAUCAUCGCAACUAAUUUCCCUGUUAGAAAUGCACAUUGAUGCAACCAUACUUCCCACAGCUGUCCUUAGUAUGGUCUAUCUUUGUGCCCACAUACCUCUUGCCAAUGACAAAGAAGAAAAGAAAUUAUUGAAACUUGCCAAACAAAAUCGAAGUUUCUUUCAAGAGACCAUUCCAGACAACCCAUGGAUUGACUUUUCAUUUAUUGAAGAUUUACUGUCUUCUUCAGGUGAGAGAUAUAUUGCGUUGGGAGUUUUAGCUUUUGAUGGAUGCUAUGACGUUUUAGAUGCAACAUUUUACACACUCAAAAAUUUGCUGACCUCAGCAGAAGUAGCAAAUGCAAUUGAGAGAGUGAAUGACUCUGAAAUCAAAACAAUUUAUUCGAAUCUAGUUGAGAAAGUUAACCAUUACAAGGAAGACGAGGAAGAGGAAGAAGGAGUUUCUGAACCAAAAGAAGAAGAGGAACCGCUUCAAGAGAAAUAA
This is a messenger RNA of Naegleria fowleri, 1557 nucleotides long. RefSeq lists its product as uncharacterized. Lineage: Eukaryota; Heterolobosea; Eutetramitea; Acrasida; Naegleriidae. The coding region runs from base 1 to 1557 and encodes 518 amino acids. The transcript is spliced from 2 exons. The record is from RefSeq and is a predicted model, not a curated record.